Molecule: messenger RNA, 642 nt
Organism: Selaginella moellendorffii
Lineage: Eukaryota; Viridiplantae; Streptophyta; Lycopodiopsida; Selaginellales; Selaginellaceae
Product: germin-like protein 8-2
Exons: 1
Coding region: 1-642 (213 amino acids)
Cellular component (GO): cell wall
Molecular function (GO): manganese ion binding
Source: RefSeq, a predicted model, not a curated record
AUGGACCGUGUGGCUACUUCUCUCCUGCUUGUUGCUUGCUCUCUGUUGUUCGCAUCCGUCCUGGCCAGUGACCCGGAUCCUCUUCAAAACCUGUGUGUUGCAGAUCUCAACUCCACGGUCUCCAUGAAUGGCUUCGCUUGUAAGCAAACGGUGUCCGAGGAAGACUUCAUCUCGCGUCUUCUAAGUUCUGUCCAGCCCGUCACUACUCCUGACGUGUUCGUUGUCACCCUCCUCAACGUCGAACAGUUUCCAGGCCUCAACACCGCCGGGAUAAGUCUCGCCCGGGGUGAAAUGGGACCUGGAGCUGUAAAUUCCCCACACGUCCAUCCACGCUCAACCGAAGUUUUCUUCCUUCUCGAAGGUAAGGUUCAGGCGGGAUUUGUGUCCAGCAAUAACCUCUUCUCGAGAACACUCGAAAAGGGGAACGUCUUCGUCUUUCCCAGAGGCCUUGUCCAUUUUCAGAUUAACUUGGACGAUGCGCACCCGGCUCGAUUCCUGGCUGUGUUUAACAGCCAGAAUCCUGGUGCUGAGCGGCUGGGUUCUACGCUUUUCGGCUCAGGUAUCUCCGACGAAGUUCUGAAAAAAUCCUUCAAACUAAACGAGCAGACAAUAUCCCAACUUCGGAAGGAGUUUACCGGCUAA